AAAUUACUUACACGCAAAACAAACAGACAAUUCAAAGAAAAAAAAAUGGUAUUAAAUCUCCAAUCUGCAACUAUAAAUACACGACAAUUGUCCCUUGUACCUUCGAUUCAAUCAUCAAUUACUUUCUCACUUAACAUCUCAACACCAAUCAAGAACAAAUCUUAUCUCUCUUCUGCUUGCAGGUCUUCAUCGAAUCGAUCUAUUUCAUUGCUCUCAUUUAAGAAAACCAACGUGGAAUCACCUCUGAAAAAGGAAGACAAAGAAGAACAGCCGGAGACAAUGACGAUUAAGCCGACGGUUUGGAUUUCUGAUCGGAAACUAAUCGUGAAAGAUCGGACGAUCUUGACCGGACUACCGGACAAUAUAAUAGCAACAUCAGGGCCGGUGGACGGAGUGUUUCUCGGAGCUGUAUUUGAACAAGAAAACAGCCGUCACGUAGUACCGUUAGGUACUUUACGAGACGUCCGGUUCAUGGCAUGUUUCCGGUUCAAACUAUUUUGGAUGGCGCAAAAAAUGGGAGAUCACGGCAAGGAUAUUCCGUUAGAAACUCAGUUUUUAAUGGUGGAGACUAAGAAUGGGUCCCAUCUUGAAUCAGACGGUGGAAAUGAAGAGAAUCAGAUUAUCUAUACGGUUUUCCUACCUCUGAUUGAAGGUUCAUUUAGAGCUUGUUUGCAGGGAAAUAUUGACGAUGAGCUUGAGCUCUGUUUGGAGAGUGGUGACGUGGAUACUAAAGCGUCGUCGUUUAGUCACUCUCUUUUUAUUCACGCCGGUACUGAUCCGUUUAGUACUAUAACAGAAGCUGUUAGAGCUGUUAAGUUGCACUCGAAGACGUUCCGUCAACGGCAUGAGAAACAAUUGCCUGCAAUAGUUAAUUAUUUUGGAUGGUGCACCUGGGAUGCUUUUUACCAAGAAGUAACACAAGAAGGUGUAGAAUCUGGGUUAAAGAGUUUAUCCGACGGUGGGACUCCUCCAAGAUUUGUGAUCAUCGAUGAUGGAUGGCAAUCAGUCGGUGGAGAUUCACCAAAAGACGAAAGCAAAUCGCAGCCGUUGCUUAGGCUGACUGUAAUAAAAGAAAACGAAAAGUUUCAGAAGAAAGACGAUCCAACGGUGGGGAUAAAGAACAUAGUAAACAUAGCAAAAGAUAAAUACGGGUUAAAAUACGUAUACGUAUGGCAUGCAAUCACAGGAUACUGGGGUGGGGUCCAUCCAGGGGUUAAGGGGAUGAAGGAAUAUGGUUCGUUGAUGAAAUAUCCGACGGUGUCAAAAGGGGUGAUGAAGAAUGAACCAACAUGGAAAAGUGAUCCGCUGGCUGUGCAGGGAUUAGGUUUGAUGAAUCCUAGAAAAGUUUAUAAAUUCUAUAAUGAGUUGCAUAGUUAUCUAGCGUCUGCGGGUAUAGAUGGAGUUAAGGUGGACGUGCAGUGUAUAUUGGAAACUUUGGGCGGUGGCUUAGGAGGAAGGGUAGAAUUGACUAAGCAAUAUCAUGAAGCUCUUGAUUCUUCUGUUGCUAGGAAUUUCCCUGAUAAUGGGUGCAUUGCUUGCAUGAGUCAUAAUACUGAUGCAUUAUACUGUUCGAAACAGACGGCUGUAGUGAGAGCAUCGGAUGAUUUCUUCCCAAAGGACCCCGUGUCGCACACAAUCCAUAUAGCAGCUGUGGCAUACAAUAGUGUGUUUCUAGGAGAAUUUAUGCAAGCAGAUUGGGACAUGUUCCAUUCACUCCAUCCUGCGGCUGAAUAUCAUGCUUCAGCUAGAGCUAUUAGCGGUGGUCCGAUCUAUGUCAGUGAUGAGCCUGGGAAGCAUGAUUUUAAUGUGCUGAAGAAGCUUGUUUUGCCUGAUGGGUCUGUGCUUCGUACCCGUUUGCCUGGCCGCCCAACCCGUGACUGUUUGUUCUCUGAUCCAACUCGCGACGGUGAUAGCUUGUUGAAGAUAUGGAAUAUGAACAAAUACACAGGCGUCUUAGGAGUUUACAAUUGUCAAGGAGCAGCUUGGAACAAUGUUGAAAGAAAGAACACAUUCCACGAAAUAAAAUCUGAGGCAUUAACAGGUGCCAUCAAGGGUUGCGAUGUCGAUCUCAUUGCUGAAGCAACUACCGAAUCUAACUGGAAUGGCGACUCCGCUGUUUACUGUCAUCGGACUACUGAGCUUAUUACUCUCCCUUACAAUGCAUCCCUACCAGUGUCCCUCAAAGUCCUUGAGCAUGACAUAUUCACAGUAACACCCAUUAAGGUGUUAGCACCUGGGUUCAGCUUUGCACCCUUGGGGCUCAUUGCCAUGUAUAAUGCUGGUGGUGCCAUCGAAGGGCUUAAGUAUGAAGUGAAAGAAGGUGCGCAAUUGUCGGAGAUAGACGAGGGUUACAAGGGUGAAACAAGCGUAGUGUGCAAUGAGAGAGUGGAUAAUUUGAGUAAUGAAUUAGUUGGGAAAGUAUAUAUGGAGGUUAGAGGGUGUGGCAAAUUUGGUGCUUACUCAUCGACUAAGCCAAUGAAGUGCAUUGUCGAUCACAAUGAUGUUGAUUUCGAGUAUGAUUCUUCUUCUGGUAUGGUUACGUUUAGCUUGGAUAACUUGCCUGAGGAAGGUAAACUUCAUGUUGUUGAGGUUGAUGUAUAGAUAAUAACAUUUGUUAGGUUAGACUGAAAAAGCUGGAGUUGGGUAUUAGUUUGGGAGAAUUGUAGUUUUUUCCUCCCUUUGGAUUGCUUUGCCUGUAAUGUUAUCUGCUAUUUUAAGGGGAAGAUCCAAUAAAGUUAUAUCUAGACUUGUAGUU
Messenger RNA from Mercurialis annua (annual mercury), 2755 nucleotides. RefSeq names its product probable galactinol--sucrose galactosyltransferase 6. The record is from RefSeq and is a predicted model, not a curated record. Bases 46 to 2601 code for a protein of 851 amino acids. NCBI's taxonomy places the organism in Eukaryota, Viridiplantae, Streptophyta, Magnoliopsida, Malpighiales, Euphorbiaceae. The transcript has 6 exons.